Metopolophium dirhodum (rose-grain aphid) is the source of this 570-nucleotide messenger RNA. RefSeq lists its product as uncharacterized. The record is from RefSeq and is a predicted model, not a curated record. Lineage: Eukaryota; Metazoa; Arthropoda; Insecta; Hemiptera; Aphididae. The transcript is spliced from 3 exons. The coding region runs from base 1 to 570 and encodes 189 amino acids.
AUGUCGAGGCCUCCAGCACAUCCUAAAGGAUGGGCACCGACACCAUCGGUGACUUCUCCGCCUGUGUCUUUCCGACCUGCGACCCCAACACGACACUCGCCGAUCCACCGUCUCCCACCACCGUACAUUCCGUGCCCAAAACCGAUGAGGCCCACAUCAUCUCCAUUGCCUGCUGCUGUACCACAACCUUAUAGAUACCCAUCACCGUGUCCGUCACCGCAAGUAUAUGAAUCGCCUACAUCGAUGCCGUCGUAUAGACCUCGAGAAUUUGUGGUGCUUGAAGCUCCGUCACCACAACAGUGGUCAGAUGAAGAGAACACGAUGACCGACGGCCGUUCAACUGCAGAAAUAAUUGCGCAACAAUCGCAGGAUUACGUUGAUGAAAAAUUGGCAGAGUAUCAGGCUACGAUUUACAUGCUACAAGAAGAAGAAGAAGAAUUUGUGUACGUCUGUCUCACCAGCAUCACCGUCCAUCAAACAAUUUUACAUUUUUUUAUUGGGUGGUGCUGGUGCGAGACUUACGUAAAUAUUUGGUAUCACAAGAUAGAAAAAGUAUGUUAUACAAAUUAA